Molecule: messenger RNA, 17413 nt
Organism: Porites lobata
Lineage: Eukaryota; Metazoa; Cnidaria; Anthozoa; Scleractinia; Poritidae
Source: the annotation of a GenBank genome assembly
CAGACUUCGACUUCUCUGAACGACGAAUUGAGCUGUGUUGUUUGAACAUAUUCAAGGCGAGAUGAAGUGAAAGCUAUAGCGGUAUUAAGGUAGGUGGAUCGUGCAAAACUGAUGCCUUUGCUGUAAAUCCAUAAUGUAUCGGUAAACUUGAAGCUAAUCCAACGAUUCGCAUCAACAUGUUUCCCUUGGCUCUUAGAUUACGUAGCGCAGUUAGAAUUAGUUUCAUAGGGAGAGAACUUUUAGCACGAGUGCCAAUAAGACCAUGCAACAUUUACUUUGAUUUUGAUUUUAUUGAUUGAUAACGAAAAUCGUAGGAUUUUACGCCGGAAAGCUACAUCAACUUUGCUUUUACCUUUAUCUACGCUCCAAACUAAGAUACAGCCGCCAAUAAAUGGCCCCAGGCGCAUAUAAUGUAUAAUUCCAAAGGAUUUUGUCGGUUUCUGGAAAAAAACAAUAUCUCUAACACCGUUUGUAAACUAAGUUUGAACACAUGUUAUUAAUAUAUCAGGUAAUUUUCUCUGUGACUACGAUCUUAACAAAUAUUUUUAAAUAACUGGAUUUGUAUAGGUAAUAGCAUGACUCGUAGUGAUAUUUGGCAUAAAUACCACGAGUGUAGUAGUAUUUAUGCCAAAUAUCACGAACAGAUCAUGCUAUUAUUUGUUUAUACUACUACCCACAAUAGUUUUGUAAUUUUCACAUGUAGAUGUUUCAAAUUAAGCUGAAAUACCACUGCUCUAAGCCAAUCAAAUUGCAAAAAUUUCUCAUGUAGUAGUAUGAACACAGAAACUGUGUUGAUACUGUACUGAUUUCUCGGGGCUACAGUUAUACCGUCAGACAGUAACCUAAGGUUUUCCACUUGUUUAUGCCAAGAGAAUAAUUAAUAAGUAGCCGCCCACCCUGGGGGGUGGCUCCCAUUUAACAGGACUGGGAGGUUCCUCGGAAUAUCGAAAUUAACCCGUAAAGGAGAGAUUCUGGGAAUGGCUCAAGCCUUAUUUCACCCGCAAGAUUUACCCUUCUAAAACGUACAGACAGUCAAAUAAGAGCUCUGGGUAUUUCAAUUGCGAUUAGGAACUGGUUUUCGUUGAAUGCUUUCUUCUUUCUUCUUUUCGUCUUCUACGUUCCUAAAAUUUCGUCACGCAUGAUUAAAGCUAAUACAAGUCUCCUAUGCAGCUGUUUUUGGUUACGAUAUGAAGGACAUCUGCCAAGCGAUAGCUGUAUGGGUAAAAAUAUUGGCUUUCCUUUCUGAAAACGUUAAGAGAUACACAAAAAUCUGCAUUCCUGAAUCACCUCCCUUGAUUAAACAAGAGCAUCUCCAGCCCUUUCAGGGAGCUGUAAUCUUGCCAUUGAUGAAAGCUAGCCUGAAGAUUUCUAAUGUGUAGUUUAAUGACCACACUUGCUCAAAAAAGGAUAAGAACGAAAAAUAAGCUUACAUUAUUUCUAAAAGAUCAUGAUCUUGCCAAUCAAAAACAACUGGGUCUCGAUCGAAAACAGUGUCUUGUCAGUAACAAUAAUAAGUUCCAUAAGAUUAUAAUUAACUGACAAAGAACUCUCUGCUUUGGCUCAAAUCCAUCAUGCUUGGAGUUACCCAGUACAGUCAACUAUAGGAUAAGUAGAUACAAAGGCUGAAAUUGUCUGGAUUUCGAUGGUGCAGUGAGAAAUCAUGCCUUGUCCUUAUCCUGGGUACUUUCCAUCAUAGCCUAUACGGGUAGUCUCCGCCCAAAAGGGCCACUUUUUUCAAACUCAAGGUGUAUGAAAGGGACCUAGUGGGUAGGGAAGUUUGUCAUUGUAGUCUGUAAAAAGUCCCAAAAGGGCUAAUAGAUCCGUUAAAUGGCUGAGAAAAAGUCGAUACUUGUAACGUUCUGGGUUUGUGAUUUAUUUAUGCUUAAGAAACGGUCCAGAUAAGAACGAUAGCAACAACGGCAACGAACAUGUUGGAAUGCAAAAAAGGUGCUAGCUUUUCUAUUGUCUGUACUUACUUCUGAUUGGUUUAAACAGCAAAAGUUAACAAAACUUCAUAAAGCGGUACAUAUAUUCAUCCUUACUUUCCAACCAUCUUCCAUAUAACAAAAUCUGGUCUCGGUUUGAAUAACAAAGAAAUCCUAUGUGGGGAACAUGUAAAAUUGUAAACUUUUCUUGGCUAUUGUUUUCAACUCUUGUGAUUGGUCAAAAUCUUUUAACACACAAAAAAACCCUUUCAAAGUGGAGUGUAAAUGCAUUUAUCGCGUAAACGGCCUUCAUGUAGGUUUAUGCGUUAUCUGUGUAAAAAUGAGAACAUUCCUAUGUGGGGAAAGCACCGCUGCCGCAUAACAAAAGAAAUUGCUAUCCACCUUUCCCGGAUCAUUACUUUAAAGCCAAUGCAUUUACAGCAGUCAAAAGCGAUGCAAAGGCCUAAAGUAGGAAUGUGAAAGGGGUACCAUUUGUCAAUAGAAGCUAAACCAAACGGUUAUCGUUUGUGUCAAAAAUCAUAUAUAAAAGGGUAAGGAGUCGGAUUUCGGGCACCCCCCGGUUCAGUAUCGUACAUGGAAGGGCACUUUACAGUAUAUAUAGCUACUUCUAUUUCAUCAAAAUGUUCCCAAAUUCAGCCCUGAAGCAGGCAUAGAACGACAAACGUUACAGACGUUUGUGAGGUUUUGUACCAUUUUAUGACACUGACAACAGUGUUAGGACCAAAGUUUAAGGGAUUCACAGCUAAGCUCAUGACUUUGAAGUCUUGUCUCGAAGGGAACGGCAUCUGACACGCAAAACCGCACCUUUUCCAUUUUUUUUAACUUGCCCGUAAUUGUUAUUAUACAAUUCGUACAUCAGUAAGUACGGUUAUACAGUGGCGAUGAGCUUUUCAGGGACAAUACCCUUUUCGUUAAUUGAUUAAUCAAUUAAUAAUUUAUAUUUUCCAUCAUCUAAAAGUUAAAUUAAAAAUAUUUCCUAUAAUUUUGGAAAACAUAAGAAGUAAUACAUUGAUUUAAUUGUAGCUGUCUACACUGUUAGAAAUAUGCAACACGUUUACGGCUAAAAAUUAAAUUUUUUUUUGAAAGUCUUCUGGUAAAUGAUUUCAUAUUUAUUAUAACUUCAACCUCGUACAGAACUGUUGGGACAGUUCCAUCUAUUUUCUAACUUUUGUGCUUCCACCAUUUCUUCCAAAGCGAAAACCUAAGUCCCUCCCUAUCAGUCCCCCUGAUCAAUGCUGCUUUGGUCUAACGACCAACGGAUAAAAUUCUCGUGUUCAGGGGGAAAACGGUCAUUCGUUUAGCGAUGGUUUCCAUUUUUGCGAGAAUGACAGGAAAAAAUUUGUGAUGUGUAUCAACACCCUUUGUCCCAAGUUUUACCUAUCAGUGAUGCAUGCUUGGCUCACAUAAGCAGCAUCAUCUCCUUUAUAACAGUGAGACAUAUACCCCACCCAUUUGGAUGGUUUGAGCGGGGGAGAAUUGCCUUAUCUGAUUUCUUAUCCACAAUUUAUCCGUUUUAGUGGUUUACUGAAAACAAGGUAGAGAAAACUGGUAGUGUAUUACAUCAUCCGAGAGACUGUGAUGAUAUAAGCUCAAGUGUUUGUAAAAUAUUCAGUUAAAAUGCAAAUAUUGCUACAACAACAACACACAAAAUGCCGAAAAUUAAAAAGGGUUUUAAUUUCCUUUAUACACUGCCUUUAGUUGAUACAGCGUAAGAGAACAUUAACUAGCCAUACCCUUUAGUUCGUUAAUUUAGCAUACAACGUUAUACUUCUCGUUUUUCUGAUUCUUCUUCGCUUUUUUUAGCAUUAUGAGUAAUAUUUUUCCAAAAAAAUAAUAAAAGAAAUUAAAAUUUUGUCAUGAAUUGUCAUGACUCCAUACUGUGCACUGUACGGGCUUGUUAAUUUUACUGGAGAAAUGAGCGUGAUGUUCACUGCGAUUAUUCGAGUGAGCCUCCAUUGAAAGUGAUUAUUUUACUUCAAAAUACUUUUUUGUUUCAUUUUCAUUUUUGCCGAAACGGAUCAUCACGAGAUGUCGAAGUUUUAAGUUUUUGUCUGAUGUGACUAUACGUUAUAAAACUUAUUUGUCCUUCAGUCGCUAAAAGGCAUUGUUUCAACUUUAAAGCAUUUGGCGGAGAAAUGCCUAGCUUUAUUCAAAUCGCCUCCACUUUUACCAAACAUUUUCUAACUAAUUUUUUUAGCUGAUCAAAGUAAAUUAAUACAGUAUAUACCAUGUUUUGUUUCAGCUUUAUUUCCGUACGCGUCUUGCUUUUCAAUCACAAUAUCAGCCACCUAAGCCAUAGUUAUGCAGUAAUGUUAUCAUAUUGACAUCUUUGGUGCAAUUAGGGACUUUAAGAUCCAACGACGCGGACGGUAACGAGAACGUAAAAAAAAAACAAUACUCUGAUUAGCAAAACAACAACUUGCACGUGCGCCAUGCUUUUUUGUACAUUUCUCUGCCCGUUUUUGCACGACUACGACGUGAACAUGCCCAAUUUCGCGUUUUACGGAGGACGUAAACAAGCAACGACGAAAUUUUAUUUCUCUUACUGUACUUGGAUAUGGUGCCUAAGAAUUCAACUCCAGGAGGGUUCGCCUACAUUUGACAAAGUAAGUGGGUAGGAAUAAUUGCAACAUAGACUGAAAGAACGCAACUUCACUUUUCAAGCGACGUUCUCGUUGUCGUCGUGUCGUUGGAUCUUAAAGUCCCUGUUACGUAACAUGGGGAAGGACUCCUUAAGAACUAGAGGUUGUUUGGGGGAUGCCAGAAUUGUAAUUAAAUGGCAGACAGGUGAUUUACACAUUUUUUUUUUUAAAUGCACCCUACUGGAAAGAAGUCUUUUCAUACUUUCCUCAGAAGCUUUCUUUGGGAAUGCAAAUACAUAACAUCCCAGAUAUUUUGCUAAUUUAAGCUAAUUUCUAUGGAAGAUUUUACACAGUUUUCACAGACUACAACUCCCACACAAAAUCAACGAAAUACUUUUCUCCACUUUUUCCUACUGGUUAAUGGAACUUACAGCAUUAUAUAUAUUGUACCUUUUUUGCGGUAAAAUAAGUAAUUAAAAUCCUUAAAUCAGUUCGUGAACAUGGAUGCGAAAGUCAUGUAGAUUUACGAACAAAACCAGUAUGGAUUUUACAUGGAGUACCACAUAUGGAGUGUUGCGGUACCCCACAGCUAACCUAACGAGAUAACAUGUACUAUUUCAUGACGAAAUCACAAAGGCACUGAGAGCAAUAUCAAUCAAAUUAUGACUAGCCUUUCUUAUUCCGACUACGUUGAUUGGAUGCAAGCUCUGUGUUAUUUGAUUGCUUGUUCCAAAAGUGCUUUCACAAGUCCAUAUGUAACCAAACGCGAAAACGCUAAUAUAUUCCAAAGUUAUCGUAUCGAGCCCGGGAGUUUACAGGGCUGAAAAUUGGACAACAACAGCGGCAAGGACUCCAUUGCUAAGUGACAGGUCCCCAUAUGUGAUUUUGUAUUUUGCACGCGUUUAAGAAAAGGUAAAUUAACAUCUUUAUUUCACCAUAUGAAUUUAUCUUGUCUCGUAGCUUGCCUCAGCUCAAACAAGUAAGAGUGGAUUGACCUGUAAUUCAACGCAAAACCUGAACCAUUAUCGUAUUAGAAACCCUUUUUAGUACUCGGCACCUGGUUAAAACUGAAUGAGCGCAUCUGUGAAAUUUUGAAUACAAUAUAUUGUUUAUCUAUUUAUUACUUUUUUCCUGCUAAAAUCGCUUAUAAAUACGGUAUACAGCUCUCUUUCAUUUACUGUGAUUAAUCGAGAAUUAAUAUAUUUGUUCUUGGUGUUAUAUUCGCAGGUUACUCGAUACUUGAGUGUUCUGAAGCCAAGUGAUCCCGACUCCAAAAAAAACUAGGUGUUUUCAAAGAAAGGCUGCAGUCGUUUGAAUUACUACUAUUGAGAAAAAGGUAAAGUCUUUUCGAAAGAAGCACCAAGUUAAAACAUUUUAAACGCCCGGCAAAAAAACUCCUUUUUCUCAUAAGCGCCUACUGCACUGAAGAUCUUCAAGCCAAUUGUAUUUUCUAGUCUUUGUCUUACUUUACCAAUGACCAUAUUUAGUCCUCACUUUUUUUUUUUUUUUGACGCUCGAACGCAUACCUAUGUACCGCUCAUUCCCUAAAAACUCAUGCAUGGUUCGGUUUAUUUGCUAGGUAUAUAUUUUUUAUUUUUAUGUUUAAGAUUCUCAAAAGUAUGUCAAGUUCUCAAAAAAUGAAGAACCCAUAUUUAUGCAUCAGUAGGUCAUAUAAAUUCGUAGGUGAUUAUAUUCGCCAUGAAGAAACGAUUAGUUCACUUGAAAAUCUACUGUGUGCUAAUUUCGUAAUUCAUCAUACUGGCUCUUCACCAUUUCUUAUCAAGUAAAUAAUUUGUUGAUAUGUCCUCACACAUUUCAUUUUGCGGUUAUCUUAACAUCAUGUACCUUCUACAUUUUCGAGACCCCAAGACAGACAUAGAAGAGGGUCUGAAUGGGCGGGUCCACUUGUCGGUUGUCGGUUAAAAUUAGUUACUUUGUCGGUAGUCGGUUAAAAUUUUCGAUCUUUGUCGGUUGUCGGUUAAUCUCAGUUAAUAAGUAAAAAUGCAUGUUAAUUAUUAAUAUUUGUUAUGUGUUUCAAUCAGUUUAAAGACUUUGAUCCCUAUAAAACAGGUAAAACUUGUAAAAAUGCAUCAUUAGAUUGAACUUAAACUUCAUUAUGCAACAUGAUAGUGUAUUUUACCAAAGCUUUUAUUGCAAAUGCGAAUUUGGUUUCGCUGUUGAUUACAGGGCACCAUAAAAAGUAAUGAAGAGAGGUUAAUUGGACACAGAGGGAAACGCCCAGUCUAACCUUUUGGAUACAUAAAUUAUUUUUGGUGAAAAACUGCAAGGGGUGACAGGUUGCACAUCUAUACCGGCGUAAAAGACCUUUAAUAUUUUGGCUCUAACAAGCAUGUUCUUUGCCAUGGUUUUCCUUUCUUUUAGGAAAUAAGGGGUGGUUCUUUAAAAAAUUAGCCAAGUAGCGGUUGGUUUUGUAUGACAUUCCACUUUUCCAUUAAAGCUUCUUUUACGACCACAAGUGAGUUGCAGAGUGCUGCGCAAGCGCGACCAGUAAAUUCCGUCGUCGUAGUGUCGUCGACGACGCCAAACAAAGUACAAUCACCUCGUCCUGCAAUCCACAAGCUUCAGCAGGUAUAAUGCACCUAUCAAUGUAAUGCCGGCGGGGAGGGAGGCGGAGAGUAGGGUGGAGAUUUGACUUUUUUCAAAAAUUUGCAAUCAAAUUCCCUGCCCGCGGGCAAAUCAUUCCAGUCAAAUGCAACCAAAUUUCCCCACCCUAGGCUGCACAUUGCUGUCAAUUCCAAGGCAGAACCCAAGAAAGGCACAAUAAAAAUAUCUCCAAAUAAAACUCUGCAAUCUUCUAUAAACGUUGCUGCAUCACCAAAGAUACAUGUUCCUGUUACAGCUGCAAUUAUACGUUUUUUAAAAUCAUAAUCCGUGUCACACUGCGUAGAAUACAUAAACCUUUACGAGAAAGUCCACAUUUUGUAAGUUUAAAUACACCUUUCUUAGUAAAGGGUACAAAAAAAGUCAGUUUCGUAAGUUUACACUGAUUGUAGCGAAUGAGCCUUACACUAAUCAAUUGUACUUGCAAAAAUCGACUUGGUUUCUCUUUACUUUCGUUUACUUUGAUACCACAGUAUUUUAAGAGGUUCAAUUGAUCAAAAACACGCUAAAACAAACGAAAUUUGAAGACGAAACAGUGAAAUUCACUCAGCCUUCGCUUGUUCUCAUUGGCUUCCAUGACUUCCUGAUCUUUCAAACCGUACGGCGCAUGCGUGAAGCGUGGAAGUGGGAAACAGAUGUUCCGUCGCAGUCUUUUUCGCCCAAGUCGGUAGCCAAAUAUCUCCACGUCGGGCGAAGAAAGAUUCAAAUUUCCCAUCCCCUGGGAGAACAACAUCAGUCAAAUGCCCUACCUCAGGGCCAACAAAGACAAUCAAAUCCCCACCCCCUCCCCUGCCUCCCCCCCCCCCCCCCGCCGGCUUUACAUUGAUAGGUGCAUAAAUCCACUGUUUUAAGCGAUUUUUGAAGUCCUUUGUUUUUUCUUAUCCUCGUAAAUCCAGGUAUCGUUCCUUUUUUCUCGUAACAGGCGAUGUUGAUUGAAAAUUCGACUAAAAGUGCACUGUGAAAGGUUUGAAUCCAGGAGUCAUUUCAAAAGUAGGUUGACUGUUUGAUUGUCCGGGUGAACGUAGUCCUGAAUAGGAAUGUUGUUGUUGACAGUGACUGAGGUUUCGACAACCUGUGCGGUAGUCAUCUUCAGAGUCAAAGUGAGUUGUACUACGUCGGUUGAUCUUAUUAUACUCUGGUUAUUGAUCUGAUUGGUCAAUUACGUCGUGACGUUAUUGGUCGUCUGUCAGUUAAGCCGUGAUGUUGUUGGCUAUGAAGACUAAAAGUAUACUAUAAUGAAUUGUUUUUACUUCGAAGAAUGACAACAGCUGUGGAGGCCGAGGGAGCGAACUCGUAAGUGAGAAAUUUAUUUGUACGUAUUUAGGUAAGGCAAAUCAUAUAUCUUUAAAAUAGAGGAAAUAAACUUUAUAUGGAAAACAGCUAUUACAUCAGAAUGUCUCUUUUUGCAAAUCUAAACUCUGACAGACACUCGGACUCGGUCAUCUCAUUCAGGUUGAAAGUUGAAUAAUCUUUGUGCGGAAAGCAGGUGUUUUUCCACUCGAAAAGGUCAGACAACACAAAAAAUUCUCCAUCGUCAAUGAAACUAGACGUACGGCUUAAAAAUUGGAUCUUGCAUUGUUUUAAAAGACGCCAUUGCGAAAAACUUUGUUGCGAACGAACAUCACAGUUUUACAUUUGUGUUUACAUUCAGUGUCGUCGUCGUCGACCUACCGACCGAUUGCAUCUUAAGUUUCCUUUUUCCUGCCGAAACUGACGUUCUCGUUCCAGUCUUUUCCCAGUCAACAGAUGUCGUCGUCGUGAACUUCGUCGUGGUUCUUAAGUUCCCUAUUGUGUCAAGAAAGGCAGCAUUUCUUUUCCUUCCCUGCUCGGUUUUGUUUCAGGAGCGCGGACUUCAGUUUCUGUGAGUUUCAUUUAUUUCUGAUUGCAAUUUGUCUUUCAAAUUGUGUUGAUAGCCUCUGUCCAUCAUCCACCAUCAAGCGUUCUUUUGAAUUUUGAAACACUUUCCUCAAUUUCUUUUGACAAAUCGGUGGGUGACAAGCCGCAAAAUGUGUGCUGGAAGGUUUCCGUAGUCUUUACAUCAAGGAUAACUGUGUCUAAAAAAAUUGUCUCAGUGAAUCUCGGUGGUGAAUUUAAUAGUAGGAUCAUGCAAGUUUGCUUCUUCGAAGAAAGUUACGAUGUCUGGUUUAAAGACGGUUUAGCUGCUUAGACUUUGUGUUUCAAUAUAUGACAUGAAAAUGUUGGCAGAGGAAACUGCUGUCUUUGUGCCCAUCGCAGUACGGUGGGUUUGGAGGUAGAGCUUUCCAUUGAACGGGAAACAAUUUUCUUUGAGGAUUAAUUUAAGCAUCUGUCGCAAAUAAUGUUUAGGACUAGGCGGGUUAUAGACAUUUUUGGCAUACGCUCUGCAAACCGAUUUCAAUAUCCUCGUUUUGCAGGACUGACUUGUAAAAAGACUUGUGACGUGGUAUCUUUGGUUAUUUCCUAAAAAGGUAGGAAAAAUACAAUAUACUCUUCUUUCUGAAAAAAAAUAUAGAUAAUGUCGGUCCAUGUCGGUAGUCGGUUAAAAAUCUUCCUGUCGGUAGUCGGUAAUUUUUUUCGCGUUUUGUCGGUAGUCGGUAAUAUUUUUUGCCCUUUGUCGCUAGUCGGUUAACCCUAUUCACACCCUCAUAGAAAAGUUGUAUUUUACCUCAAUGCCUGAUUUGUUGAGCCGCGACGGAGCCUGGGCUCUGAAUCAAAGUUUAAGCACCAUCACGAGAAGCCCGCGGAAACGGGACGAGAAGUAAUGUACGUCUUCUCUGUUUUAGCCCUUGGUUUACUCCGGCACCGUUCUUUAAAUUGCAUCAAGAUGCCUAAAAGAUCCAUACAUGAAAUAAUAAAAACCCUCUCCCUUAAAUAAAAGAAUGAAAGAAAAAUUAUUCGACCACCAUAAAUUCGAAGUUGUAAAUCACCCAUUUGGUUCACUUGAGUCAUCGAGACUUUGUUAAAAUUCAAAACGUUGGGCCCUCGAAGAUCUUCACUCACAGCUCAACUCUAAUUAAUGAAAGAUGAGUGAAAGGCAGAAAUUUUCGAUUGACUUUCUCGGCUAGCUGUUAUGUAAAGUCGUUGAUUUAUUACCAUUCAGACUAUCGAUGCUUAAUGGUAGCUAUAGUCAUAAUUGCAACGGGGUAAUCAUUUGGCGGGAUGCCUGUGAGUUGUCUUCUCUUAAUAAUCUCUUCGCAAAAUAAAGCAAGGCGGCUAUACAUGUUCUUAAAUCUCAUCUCAAGUCAUACAAAGUUUGCUAACAUUCAAAGGCAAGAGGUUCACCGCCAGUCUUAAAAAUACUGUUUUCAUUACUGAUGCGGUUGAGACUAUUAUCAACACGACUAAUCAAAACCUGAACUACAGUGUUACAUUAGACAUUAUAUCAUAAAGGUAAAAUUUGCAAAAUUUUGUAACAUUUAACGUGCGUAGCCAUUAAUGCAUUAGUAGAAAUCAACCUUUAAGUACUGUUGGCAGGCAUUUACUGUUAGGUUUGCCGCUAAAAAUAUGUAAAACAAAAUAUAUAUUGUUCCAAUAGUUGAAACCCCCGUGGUGUAGUGGUGCAGGCGAUGGAUUUCGGAGCUAACACUUCGGGGUUUGACGCUUGCUUAUGCUACUUAAUUUAGCUUCCUCUCUUAUACGUAUUUAUUUGGAAUCGAAUGCUGUUAUUCUAUAUAACGUUUGGCGACCGCAACCCCCACUUCCAUCAGCAGGAAGACAGGACAGUGGUUUCACUUUCUUCAAUGCAGGGGGUGUUCGCCGAGUCUUUGCUUCGUAAACAGGCAUGGAGGAACUGUAAGAAGGGUAGGGUGGGUUGCCUUCACCAAAACAUAUUCACGAGGAAAGUGACUGAAAUCGCAUAUAUUGCAAUAAUCAUUCACAUCCUGCGUCCCCCGCUUCCCCCGCGUCCCUGUAUUUGACGUCCCGCGUCCCCGUUCCACACAUCCCCGCGUUCCAUACUUGAUGUCCCCAAGUCUCUCGUCCCGCGUCCCCGAGUCACAAGUCCCCACACACGCGUCCCAAUGUCCCCUUCCCCUUGUCCCCGUCCCAGUUUUAUACACUGCCCAAAGGAAGUCAUCUUUACCUCACUGCUAAUUAACCUGUUAGUUUACCUGUCACAUAUUGGGUUACAUUUUAAAUAUUCUGUAUAUUAACUUAACAUAAGAGUUUUAUUUUAGUUUAUAUCGGUGAAAAGGAAAUUAUAAGGUUUCCAUUUUGGCUAUUUAUGGUCCAGAGCAGUGAAAUGGCUCUUCGAUGAGCUUGUUUGGUGAAACAAACAGAUUCUCUUGUUCAUAAUAAGGCCAUGCUUAGCCCGUGAUAGUGAGAAUUUUCUCAGAAUUAUAGCAGUUAAAUUGUAGGCAUAAAAAAGUAACAAAAUAGUGUAAAGUUUUGUUAUUGUUACAGGGCAAUUUUGAUGCCCAACUUGUAUAAUAUAUUAUCAAUGUUUGCAGCUGCAGUUUGCUUAGAAUCAACACGAUCGCAUGCGUAUACCCUGGGUAGCUAUAAUAGGCACUAGGAACAGUCAGCAAGAACUUUCCGUAUAUUAAUAUUGUAGCAUGAUGUAUUUACUUGUGAAACUUACGUGAGUAUUUUCUUCUUUGGUCGAACCUAGAAAUCUCCAUUUUAUUUUGCUUUUUUCUUUAACAGAGGCCGUUUUGAUCCUAAACUUGUUUCAUAUAUUACACUCUUACUCUACUGCCAUCUCGGAUAGGAAACAAUAUGGCUGCGGGCAUGUGGCUUGUGUACGUUAUCUUUCAUAGAUAACGAACCGACAACAUUCUGUAUCAACUCAAUAUGUUUUUUCAGGAAGGAAGUUAUAUUUUUAGUGAGCAUCUUCAUCCAAAUUUCCACCAAAAAAUGGUCUUUUUAUUAUCUGUUGUUUCCUUAUGACUUAAUUUUUAUUUGUCGAUUUUCUUGAAGUAACCGUUAUUGUACAUAACACUACUGUCAUGUAAGGAGCUUAAUCGCGAGCAAUUACCAAAUAAAGGACGCUUGGUACAAGCUUGGGAAGUAAACCAAUUCACACCCUCAUGUUAAGCCAUCUUUAUGACCAAUAAGCUUGCGAUGUGGCAAAUUGUGUUUAAUUUCCCAGCACGCACAUUUACAUAUUUUCCCAGCUGCUGGAAGUUAUACUGUCAACGAAAAAUAAGCGUUUAUGCUGACGACCGAGACCUACAAAUCAACCAACAAAUUUUUAAAGAUGAGCUGAUUUUAAAACUCGACACUCAAAGUAAGUAAAAUUAUAACAGUCGGUUAACUGACAAAUCAAAACGAAGACAGUGCUUAAUUAUUUUGGGCAGAAGGACCCAGAACAUGUUUAGGUAUAGUCGUAUUAAGAUUCAAUAACAAUUCCCAGAUCAGUUUAAAAGCUUUUUCUCAGUUCAUUUGCCUAAAUCAGCCUGCUAGUUCUUUCCAUUGCAGUACGAUUUUCUUCGGCUUUCUCAGCAUUUUAGUUUUAUAAUCCUCACCGCCAACCACGUACUUGGUUAUUUUACCAGUGUAACAAAAACAGUGAUCUCUAACGCUGUUGAGUGGUUUCCGGAUUCAGGCAUUUUUAAAGUCCCAACAAAAGUCGGUCGUUAGUGUUCCUCCAUAGAUACAGCCAAGACUCGUGUAGUUCACAGUGUUUAAAUGGAAGAAAUUCCUGAAGUGUAAUUGGCAGUUGUUAAUCGUACACGGGCCUCUACAAGUAUUUGCAUUUGUACAAAACCAUUCCGUAAUUAGUACAGGCGAAGACUAUACUGGGCCAAUACAGAAAAAAAAAACUCGGCGCCGGACAACAAGAAUAAUUUUUUUCUUUUUGUAUGUUUUCUUAGUAUUCUUUGGCGCACGUUAACGUUGGAAACUUUGGCAAGCAAAAUGAUGAAAAACUGUUUUUGUAACCGGUGGCAAUUUUAAGUAAAAGUAAGCACUCUGCAUGACAACUUUUUUUUUUAAGGUAUCCAUAUCCGAAAAUAAUUUACAACCCAGUAUAAAGAAAUUGCCCACUGAAAGAAAAAUAACGACAAAUAAACAUCAGCACUGUGGCACUAUUUCCUUGUUUAGCUGUUUUGUUGUUUUCUCUUCCCUAUUUAAGUCUGGAUGAAUUUUUCAUGACUAUUCUUGUUAUACAAGUUUGGAUAAUCCGAUCUUCUUACAUAUCUAUUUAUUUCUGUAUUUAUUCACGGGGAAUUGUCGUUUGCUAAAAUUUGAACAGCGUAAACUCAUUUCACUUGAAUUCAAUAGAAUCGUCACAGCCCAGGGCUAUAGAAAUACUGCUUGCAAACAAAGCAGGAACUAAGACAAUUUGAUUGAAAAGCAUAUAAAUCAAUUAACUGUUUUUGCCCUCGGAAAUUACCCGCAGUGUAAUCGGGAGAUCGCUAAAUGAAUUUCAAAAUCACCGAAUAGUUCAAAACAGUUUCACCAGAAAUUAAGGCUGAUUUUACGAUUUGUCGUAAGUUCCAACAAAAGGUGCAUAUUAACAUCAACCGUGGCAGCUAAUUUGUUUAAAACCGACCUGUUUAUAGGAAGGAUUUUCACCUGGUAAAGCCUUCCGAUGUUGUAAUCAGCUGAAUGUACCUGAGUACAGCAGGCAAAAGACACUUUUCAGAUAUAAUUGAAACAAGUCGUAGUAUUUUGAUUGAAGUUUACUUCUUGUUACACCUCAUGAAUGAAGCGAAAUCAAAAGUAACGCCAAAGGCGCUGGAGAACAAUUUUAAAAGAAAUUUGUAAAUUUUUGGUAAUGCAGCUGUCUGGGCACACAAACUAUGAAAAAUGUUUAUCUAUUUUCGAUGAGUUAGCGGCGGAAAACUGCUGCACCUAACAGCCUAAUAAUAAAGGAAAUAUUGUGCGGUACAUUUUCACACGUUUUAGAUUGCUUUCUGUAAUCAGUUUUCGAUUCUUUUGAAUGAUUAAUUCAAUCAUUUUAACUUGUUCAUUCUGCUCAAUUUCAAAAUCAUUGCGGUUUUAUCAUUCAAAAUAGCCAUUUUCUGUGUAUUACCUCUGUUUAAAUUAACAUCAGCACAAGAACCUUUACAAAAACAUGAUUAUAUAUCAUAUUAAUUCUACUCUACCAAUGCCAUAGGAAAGACAACGUUUUCCAAAAAGGUAUUAUGAAAAACUCUAUUUUCGGCCAUUGCGGGAUUACAUAAAAAGUUUUACUGUUGUUGUUUCUUUUAUCCUCUUUUAUUUCAGUUCAGGUUUUAACUUACCGCCUAAGGAUGUUAUAAAAUAGUAUUUCCAGACCCUAAUAUAAUUAUAUUCCAUUAAUUACGCUCAGGCGUUCUUAUUGGGCGUGUUUCAUUCGGUCAAUUCUCGCUAAUUUUACAAAGUGUCACAAAAUUGGUCUAAUACUACAAUCUCGAAACAUUUGGCUACAAGGACCCGAUACUGCCAUCUGAUCAAUAUUUCAAAGGUCUCAUAUCACUGGUUAAGGAUUUAAAAGCUGCCAAAAAAUUCAUUCUUACUCUUAGAAUUUUAAUAUUACAAUCGCUGAUCUUCCAUAAGCCAAGUUAUGCUCAUAACUAAUCCCAUGUUGUUAUUCAGUUAGAGAAAAAGAGAAACACCGCCGAAAAGUAGUUUUGCUUCUAGAUAAAAGAAUUUCCAUAAUUCAUAAAUGCGACUGAUUUAAUUCUGCAAACAUUGACACAUCGAAUUCUUAGCAAUGCUUUAUUUGAACAUGGCAUCCUCGAUGUUUACUAACAAAAAAGCCACGACCGUGGAAGAAUAACAGCAAAAACAUUCCAGCUUAGCAUUCUGCAGAGGGUUAUUUCAUGAGCGUGUCUGACUAAACUGCGCGUUUCUCUUUUAAAUAAAUUACACCGGCUUAGAGUUUUCAAGAAGUAUACUAAUUGCAAGUCUUUUCGGAACCUUCAACAUAAGCACCGGAACCAAUUUACAAAGUCGACAAGUCAUUUUUUAUUCCUUUCCGCUUCGUACAGUUCUGCUAGCCCAUAUCAAACAAAAAACAAUUCUUUAUUUUCGUUAGCUUCCUACAUUUCUUGUCAAGAGUAUAUUUGGCAAACGGUGAGCACGUGAUUCGUUUUUUCGAGAGUCAAAACCCACUCGUGCGGUCGAUUGUGAUCACAUUUUUAAUAAGCCCCUUAAUAAGCUGCUGUCUUUCACUUUAAGACCAGAUUAAUGUAUGCGUUGAUCGUUAGUUAUUGAAAACAAAGCGUUUAGCAUGAGUUGCUCCGGAUUCUUUGAGCAGACGAGAAAGAUUCGGAGGCGUUUAAUUCUCAGGCUCUUGGGUCAUUCACUGUAGAUCACUCUAUGAACCAAUGCGUUUCUGGGAACACUGGAAAACACCGUUUAAGAGGAAAAUUCUGCUCCUUAAAGGUAUUUCGAUGGUAUUUGUUUAGAAUUGUAAAGCAUCUGUCUGUUAAAAUGCAACGAACGUUUCCACCUAUACUGUACUGAGAAAACUACGCCUUGGUUUGUUAUGAGUAAAUGUUAAUGACACCGUUUCAAGGUAUUUUGCUUCCGAAACCACAAUCAAAGUAAGCUGUCAUGAAACUUUCCUUCAUCGAUAAAUCAUUUUUGUUGUCAGGCGUUUUCCUCCUUUGAAUGAUUUGUUGCCAAAAAGGUAAUUCCCGCGAUAAAAUAUUUCCUUGAAACAGCUGGGUUCUAGUGUAAGGUUAGUGUACUGAUAACUUCAGUUGACGUUAGGAGCAGAUUCAUUUCAGUGCACUUAACAGUUAGUCGGGUUUGGGCUUUGCUGACGAUCUGUCGUGCUUGUGAAGUUUACUUUAUUACGUUUGCUAUCAUCGUGAUUAAAUGUUGACGAUAUUUUGGUGCCAGUAAAGUAAACGAAAGCGGAACAGCUCCAAACACAACGACAGAAUUGUCAAAGAGCCUGUUUGUUCCCGAUCGCCUGAGUCAUGCGUGUCGGCAAAAAGAUCCCAAGUGCAGAUUGUUACUUUUUUCAUAUUAUUUUGACAAUAAAUACUUUUGCAUUCCUUCCUAUUUACAGAGACGCAAUUUGAACAGUGUUUAGUUCAAAGUAAAUAGAUAUAGAAGAUAUAAACUCCCUUGACAUGUUAUCUGCACAUUUGGGUCGAUGGUGUAAUUUUGAAGCAUAUUACUGAGUCACUUGGGCCUUCUAGUAUUUGCCAAGACUGCAGAUACCUGUCGUAAUUUUCAAUACUAUAUAGUAUUAGGUAAAAAAAAUUAACUAGACCCUUAAUUUGUUUGUAUAUAUAUAUUUUUUAUAUUUUAGUCUUCAAGAAUUUCACAAAGAUGAACAAUUCCACAGCCGAGCCAGUGGAUUCGGGCUUCACUUAUAACACCAGCGCAGGCAAUAUUACCGCAGCACUUUUCGUUGCCGUUUUAAUGCUGCUGACUUUGGUAGGAAAUGUCAUGGUAUGCGCCUGCUUUUAUUAUUACCACGACCUAAGAACAAUAUGCAAUUACUUCAUCAUCAGUUUAAGUGCGGCGGACAUCCUGGUAGCGCUACUAGCCAUGCCAUUCUGGCUGGUAUUACAGUUAACAGACAUGGAUGAGAAAUCCAAGGGUGUGUUUUCAGCGGAGCUGUACUUGUUCUGGGCCAUUAUAGACAUCUUGGUUGGUUCAGCCUCCAUUAUGAAUCUUGUUGCCGUAAGCUUUGACCGUCACCUGGCGAUAACAUCCCCUUUCUCCUACAACGAAGUAAUGACUUCCUCUAGAGCUACAGCCAUGAUAGUUGCUCUAUGGGUGUUCUCUCUGGUACUGUGUAGUCUUCGAGGUCUUCCAAUGGCCAGUACAAGAUCGUUCCUCCUUCCAUAUCAACUUGUCGUCGUUGCCGUCAGUUUUGUAGUUCCUCUGUUGCUCAUGACCGUUAUGUACAUGAAAAUUUACUUUGUGGCAAGGAAUCAAGCGCUCCGCAUAGGACGAAACUUCGCUAAAGACAUGAAGGCAACCAAGACUGUAGCCAUUGUUAUUGGCGCGUUUGUUGUUUGCUGGAUGCCUUUCUUCGUCAUUGUUACGAUAUACGCGUUUAAUCCUUUUUAUUACGUACCCAUUGACUUUUAUAAGGCAAUCAAGUGGAUGGAGUACCUGAACUCCUUCUUGAACCCAAUCAUUUACACAUGCUUAAACCGAACGUAUCGUCGAGCCUUCAAGAAACUUCUUAUUCGUUCCACCUGCUGUAAAAGGCUUGGCCCAGGUUCCGAACCUCUCAGUUGCGCUCACUCCACUCAGAUGUCAUUUCAUAAAACAAAAGGAGAGUCACUGUCACACAGUUCUUCUUCUAUUUCUGAGAAUGGAAAUGUUUGUCUUCACAGAAAAGACAGUGCAGAUAUUGGAAACAACACUCAUGCUUGUCGUGUCUGA